This is a messenger RNA of Uloborus diversus, 6548 nucleotides long. It is a transcript of the gene cv-c, whose product is annotated as rho GTPase-activating protein 7-like. The coding region runs from base 422 to 5797 and encodes 1791 amino acids. Lineage: Eukaryota; Metazoa; Arthropoda; Arachnida; Araneae; Uloboridae. Gene Ontology annotation, biological process: actin cytoskeleton organization; signal transduction; regulation of Rho protein signal transduction. The transcript has 22 exons. The record is from RefSeq and is a predicted model, not a curated record. Gene Ontology annotation, molecular function: protein binding; GTPase activator activity; lipid binding.
AGUCUUCCCUUGACUUCGAAAGUGAAAUAAGCGCGCUAAGUUUCGGGACUUUUAAUCCAAGCUCAUUUCGACUGCUGUCACCCACAAGUGUGUUUACAAAUUUUUAAUCAUUUCAACCGUCAAAUCUCAAUGGAAUACUAAACUAUUAUUGUUUGUCAAAUGUGAAUUGUUGCCUUUUGAGUUCCGGACGCACCCACUUGUUGGAUUCUCAGCUGCGAACCCACGUGGUCUCUGUUUUACUUCAUUGCCUCAUCAUCCUGUGUGUGAAACGAUGUUAUAGAUUUGAAGGAGGAUACUCUUUAAUGUUGGGAAGACAGUAAGGGCUCCAGUACGCAGACGAGUAGUGCAAUGUUAGUGGAGCUCUUGAUAUCAAUGGGGUAGUAAAAGCGUUGAGCUGAGUAAGCCGAGUCUGUGGAGCAAAAUGACAGCCUGUCACGAUCCUUACAAAGAAUUGGAAUUCUAUCUUAAAGAAGCUGAAGAUGAAAUUGGCAGGGCUAUUCAAGAGCUAGAAGAACAGGAAGAGACUGGACUUGUGGACCCGUGUUCUAAAGCUAAACCUAACGAUGUUUUACUGCCACCACCCCAAGAAUUCCAAAGUCGGAUCUCUUGCGAUGCAUUCGAAACUUCUUCUCUUAGCAGCUCUACAUCCUCAUCAACUUUAAACCGAGUCUGUCACGACGGAAACACCGUAGACUUCAAAAAUUCUUCAGAUAAGCUGAAUUCUAUCAAUGAUAAUAAUCCUCUGAAAACAUGCUUUUCCUCUUGUUUAAGUCCUGGUACAUUGGGCAGACGUGGGAAGCUAUCAUACUCACCAAAUACUAGGAGAAGAUUAUGGCAAAUGCAUCCAUCGCUCUCAUUCCCUGAAACGUCUAAAGAUUUAUUGUUGUUAGGGACGAAAAUAACAUCAUCUUCUGAGAAUCAUAGUGGGAAACUGUGUAAUGGGGAUCCAGCCAAUGUCUAUGGAACUAACCAUGAAUCACGGACGUUCGCGCACUCAUGCACUAAUGUCCGCCAGCGAUCUAGCUCAGACACAUUGGUUCCAUUUACUGUGCGCAGUGAACCUGAUGAUCAGUUUCGGUUUCCGACACCACCUUCUGGGGAUGUUAAUUUGCUGUCUAUUUGGGCAAAUAACCUGGUUUUAGAGCUGGACAAAACAUUCUCUAGUGAAUUCAACUCAGUAUCUAGUAUCAGUCCUUCCUCUGACUACAGUCUCAGUCCAACGAAACCAGAUGAUUCCUUGGAUGUAGAUAAUGGCAUUUCUAAUUUUCGUGAAACGAAGUCAGAUUCUGUUGACUUACGUUCGGAACAGUUCUUCAAUAGGAGCUUGAAAGUUGUUUCAAUGUCUCCCGAUAGUGGCAUUGAUCAGACUAUUGAAAUGACUGGUGACUGCGUAGGUUCAUGCAAUUGUAAACAGAAAUUAGUCAUUAAUUGUGAUUAUACAGUUCCCAAUUAUUGCGUGGAUCAAAUUACGCCUCCUCCUCCAGAAUUUGAUGAUAUUCAUGCAUCUGAUGAAGUUUUUCUAGAUUCAAAUUCUCAAGCUGCUAAAAAUUAUCGCAACGGCCCCUUUCCUUGGGUGAGCAUUUUAAAUGGGGCAGUUCCUAUUUGUGAAGUACCAGAGUCGUUAGAAAUUGUAGAAAAUACUGUGCAAGAUGUUGGUGUCCAUGCUCACUAUGUUGCUUCAAGAACUGUGCAGUUAAACGAUUAUGCUGUUGUGCAAACCACAUGUUGUGUCAAUGGAAUAAGUGAGUUUGAACAGCAAUCGGAAAGCAAAAAAAUGGGUGCUGGAAGUGUAAAUAUGGGUUACCACACGGUUGCGAGUUCACCAAAAUCCAAAAAAACUAUACCAAAUGGGAUUAAAAAAUGGAGUUGUACUCUACCUAGAGAACCUGGAAAGAAUGAGGAUAUAAUUCCUUUUUAUCGAUCAGUUUCUCAAGAUGCUGUGACUUCCAUCGCUGAUGUGAGUAUCGAAGAGUUAGCUGCAUUUAUGCAGAGAAUGAAAAGUGAGCUACAGCUGAAUCCAUCAUGUGCAGAUGUAUCGACUGAUGUAAAUGAUGACAGCGAAAUUAAAGAUGCAGACACUCAAACUACACCUUUGCCACUUUCUAGGAGCUCAAGCUUCACGUGGGUUACGGAGUGUGAUUGCAGUGAUUGGGAUACGAAUAAUCUAAAUAGUGGAUCAGAAGAGAGCUUGUUCAUGGCUCAGUGCUCGAAUUGUCAGAGAGAUGGUCGAAACCAAAAAUCGACGUCCUCAUCAUCCAUUGGAGUGUCAUCUGGUGACGACGAAUGUCCUGCAAGUCCUGGUUCCGGAAGCAGCAGUCUCUAUCUUUCUGCCUGCUCUGGAUCAACCGAUUCUUUUGAAGAAGCGACCACUUCCGUUGACGGGCAACUUGAACAGAUCAAGUCUAGUGACGAUUCUAAGGUUCAGAAUGGUCGUCGGCCUCAACGUGGAAGUGAAACCACGUUGCUCAGAGGGUCGACUUUAGGAGACAUAUCUGAAGAGCAAGUUACUAGCGAGAGCAUUUCCAUCAAGUCUACCAUCAGCAAUCCAUCCCUCUCUGAUGCCAAUAAUACAGACAUGGCUGGUCAGUCGGCCUCGUUUCCAUCAACGCUUAAAGUGACCAGAAGGAAUCGGUCAACUGGAAGUCCAGCCCAACCCAUUGAACCUACAGUUUUGAUUAUCAAUGAACUAAACCUGAAAUCGGUGUCGGCUCCAGUGUUAAGACAGAAACGAAAUAUAUCUAAGUCCGUCGAGUCAUCGUCAAGUGAUUCUUCUCCACCAACAGGAACAAGAAGUAAAGAUUCUUCGAAUGGAGGUGUACCAGGACAGAUUCCAGCCAAGUCUCAUUCAGCGAAGGAAUUAAAUGAACUCCAAGCUAUUGAAGCGUGUAGCUGGCUGCGAGCUGCUGGAUUUCCUCAAUAUGCUCAGAUGUACGAAGAUAACCAAUUUCCCAUCGAUAUUAGCAUUGUGCAGAAUGAUCAUGCUUUUCUACCUCCGGACUCUAUUCAGUCCUUAUUCCGGAGGUUGAACACUCUGAAUCGAUGUGCGAAAAUGAAAUUUAUGGACCACUCGCAUCGUAAAUCGUUAAGAACAGAAGAGAGUGAUGAGGAAGAACAGUAUGCUUUGAGUGAAAAUUGGGAAUUUCAAAGAUCGAGCAGGCGAUGGUCAAGAAUCCCUCCAACCUCUGAAGGCAUUAUAGACAGCAUUCCAACCGAUCCACCUGCACCAGCAAGACCAUCAGGAAAUCUCCUAACUGCUCCCAGUCGGCAAUAUCUGAGUCCUGAAGAAGCUUAUUGCAGCAGUCAUGACAGUGUUUUUAUUGACGAACAGCAUAGUAGCCCUGAAAGUAUACGAAGAGGUUCCGUGAUCAAGUCUGAGAAGGGAUGUAUAUCGCCCACAGGUUAUGUGGGUGAUUGUAGUCCUGGAUCUAGUUCGGGGUCUGGCGGAACCAUAAGCGUUGCUUCGGAAGACAUGCUGGAACGAAAGAAUUUGCGUAGAAGUGGGAGUGAUCGCGUCAAAGAAGGUGCUAAAGCUCUUUUAAGACGAAUGGAAAGCUUGAAGGGUAAGAGAAAAAAGAAAGUUGAAACUAAGGAAGUUGAAAGUGUCAACAUAGCUCAGAGUGCGACUGACGGAAGCUCUUCUGGUAGUUUAACUUCAUCUCCUCAAUUCCGUCGAUCGCAAAGAUAUGCCGGUGAAAGCCAAAAGAAAAGUGAUACUUUGCAUGUAAAAACUAGUGCACCCAAUGCUCAUAGUGAUCCAGAAUCAUCUUUAAGUUUCCCAUCUGAUAAAUGGAAAGAUGCAAAUAGUAAUACAAAGUACUUUAAGUACUGCGCCGUGAAAACAGCUGUUACUAUUACUGCACCCGAUGAAACUCCAUCUGGUUGCGAAGAAGACAGAAAUAGUUUCUUGAAAUCCGACGCAAAAAGUAAGAAAUCAUUAUUGCAUCCAUCAUCUGCUGUCCAAGAUAAAGAAACCUGUGAUAAUAGAGGCAGCUACUAUGAUAAUAUUACUGCACCUAUAGUUAUAUUUAAUGAUUUAUGUACUGCCAAUUUAGAUUACAGUCCUCAGCAUCAAGGUGAUGCCCAGAGUGGUUCUGUUUCUCCUAUUGGUGCCUCCAGCUCAAACCAAGAUGAAGAAAUCAUAAUCGUGAACACCGAAAGGCGGGAUUCUGGAGUAGGAUCAUCUUUGACCAGAGGGAUUACCUACCAGCAAGCACCCUGGCAUUGUUUCCCAGUUCAUCCCUCUGAAACAAAAUCAUUACCGAGUCCGGUCCAAGUAACUGAUCUUACAGCACCGCAGAUGCUUCUACUGAGGAAACUGUCCCUUUUAAAGUUAACAACCCUUAUGGAGAAGUAUUCGCCCACUAGUCGAACAGGAUGGAGUUGGGCUGUGCCAAAACUCUUCCGCCGCAACCGUAGUACCGAUUAUAAAGAUAAGGUAGUAUUUGGUGUACCUCUGUUAAUGAUUCUUCAGCGAACCGGUCAACCUUUACCCAGUUCAAUACAAGCGGCAAUCCAUUAUCUGCGAGAAACAGCGCUGGAUGCCUCUGGCUUGUUUCGGAAGUCAGGUGUAAGAUCAAGGAUACAGAAAUUGAAAAGCAUGAAUGAAAGUGAUCCUGAGAAGAUCAACUAUGAAGAGCAACAAGCCUAUGAUGUUGCUGAUAUGCUGAAGCAGUAUUUCCGUGAGCUUCCUGAAGCUCUUCUCACAAACAAACUUUCAGAGACUUUCAUCAGUAUUUUUCAGUAUAUUCCAGCCGAAUUACGUUUGGAAGCUAUUCAGGCUGCUUUGAUGUUGAUGCCUGACGAGAAUAGAGAAGUUCUUCAAGCCUUACUGGAGUUCCUGCAUGAAGUGUGCCAGCAUUCUGGCAUUAAUCAGAUGACUGCUACGAAUCUUGCUGUUUGUUUUGCACCGUCUAUAUUCCAUCUUUCGACCCCUCGAAGCACUAGUUCUAGUCCCCGACGCCGGAAAACGGUUGGUGCACCAGAUAUGAAAGAACUUAAUGAAAACCGAGCAGCGUAUGAAUGUUUGUCCUGUAUGGUAUCUAACUACCUAUAUCUAUUCUCGAUCUCGGACGAGAUGAUUUCCCAAAGUCGCAUUUCAUCAACGAUCCAUUACCACCCUGCUACAAUGGAAGAGUAUUCAUCUUUUGUGUAUAGUGAUCAGACUGGAUUGAAAUCUUAUUUUGACAAUUGUAUACAAAUCUUUUUGAAGGAAUCUCGAGAGAAAUAUAAGGGAUGGAUAAAUGUUUGUCAGUAUGAUCAUGUGGACCUCUCCUAUAAAAAACUUGCUGAUGGUCAUCCUUUAAGGCUUUGGAAAGUGUCUACUGAAGUUGAAGCUCCUCCAGUUGAAUUACUCAAUAGAGUUUUAAGAGAAAGACAUUUAUGGGACAGUUCCUUUACUAAGUGGAAGGUGGUUAGCCGAAUCAAUGCACAAACAGAAGUAUUUCAGUAUCUUAAUGUGUCAUUACCUCCUCAUCCCCCAUGUGAUUACUCAGUGUUAAGGAAUUGGAGGACUGAUUUACCAAAAGGAGCUUGCAUAUUAGUAGAAACUUCAGUUAAGUAUCCUGAAGCAGAAAUAACAAGCGGUAGCGUCAGAGCUCUAAUGUUGGCAUCACGGUAUUUGAUUGAACCUUGUGGAGCUGGGAAAUCUCGAGUUACUCAUAUCAGCAGAGUUGAUACAAGGGGACGAUCUCCAGAGUGGUAUAAUAGAGCUUAUGGACAUAUUUGUAUCCAAUUAUUGAUAAAACUAAGGAGUUCUUUCUCCCGUAGUGGCACAGAUGGACCAGAGACAAAAGUUUAAAAUAUCACUUUGAUUUGCAGAAAAUGUAAUUUAUGUAUAGAAACAAUUACAAUGCCGUUAUUUUUGUUUUGCUUAAUGCAAAACGAAUGAAUUUGUUAUGAAUUUUAGAGGCAACAGUUGUGUUUUGAAAUUCUUAUUUGCAAUUGUUUUGAAAAGCUAGUCACAGAGCACAAUGAAUAAGCAAGAUGAUUUGUCAGCUGUCCUAUCGAUGAAAUAUGUUUGUUGAAGAUUGUGUAUAUUUAAUAUUUCAGAAUCCUGUUGAGAAAAGAGCCUAAUUUUACCUUUUGAGUAACAUCUAAAUCAGCAUUUAUUUCAUGGCUUGUUUCAAUUUACUGCAUACAAUUUAUUUGUUAUCAUCAUUGGCUGUCUGUAUGAAUGGCAUAGCAUCGCAUUUCAUUUUAUUCCAGAUCAUAUUUCCUUUGUUCAUGAAAAAUAGAAGUAUAUCAUUGUUCAUACAUUUUCAUGAAAAACAUAUAUUGAUAUGGUGCUUAAAACUUUACUGUGUUAUAUUUUAUUUAAACAUUUGCAUGCAUCUUCUUCUCAUUUGAUAAUUCUUUUAAAAAUAGGAAUGAUCUAAUAUUAUCUCUUUUACUUAUUUUACUGCAUUCCUUCAAACCAAAAACAUUUCAUUGUGCUUUUAAAUUUCUGAAAUUUGUUUAAUGUCACUCUGUUUAUAAGCAGUAUUUUUAAUUUUCGAAGUUAUUUGUUAAAUUGUUAUCAGUUGAAUAAAAUCAUUUAAAGGUGAAAAAAA